This is a messenger RNA of Kalmanozyma brasiliensis GHG001, 1032 nucleotides long. RefSeq names its product Peptidase S24/S26A/S26B. NCBI's taxonomy places the organism in Eukaryota, Fungi, Basidiomycota, Ustilaginomycetes, Ustilaginales. Gene Ontology annotation, biological process: mitochondrial respiratory chain complex assembly. Gene Ontology annotation, molecular function: serine-type endopeptidase activity. The transcript has a single exon. Bases 1 to 1032 code for a protein of 343 amino acids. Gene Ontology annotation, cellular component: membrane; mitochondrial inner membrane peptidase complex. The record is from RefSeq and is a predicted model, not a curated record.
AUGCUGAGGUCGAUAGCGACGUCUCGCGCGGCAUUUGCGCCUGCCUCUCGUCGGAUCGUCUGUCGCUUCUCCUCCAGCAGCAGCUCGACCGCCGCCUCUUCCAGCACCGAUGCUUCUUCUUCGACCUCCCACCAUGCCUCUUCCUCAACCUCCACGCCUCGACCGCGCCUGACACUUCCCGAUCCACCACCGCCUCGCCCACGUCCCGUCCGCCGCGCCCUCUUCACCCUCGGCUGGCUCCCCGUCGCCCUCUUCAUCACCUCCCACCUCUACAGCCUCGGCAACGUCACCGGUAGCUCCAUGUCACCCACCUUCAACCCUGCCCCCCAGUCCAACCGCUCCGACCUCGUGCUCCUCAACCGCACCGUCACGUACAAGCACGCCGAGCUGGCCGUGGGAGACAUUGUGACGCUCAUCUCGCCGCUCGACCCGCGUCUGCUUUUGACGAAACGGGUGAUUGCGCUCCCCGGGGAUAGUGUGAGGGUGUGGGUGCCAGGGGGACGGUGGAGGAGGAUCCAGGUGCCACCCGGUCAUGUGUGGGUUGAGGGGGAUGCAGCGGUAGAUAUCCUCCCCGGAUCUCUCGAGCGCGUGGCCAACGGUGAAAGUGCACCGGCGGGAUGGAGGAACAAGAGUCGCGACAGCCGCGAGUUCGGUCCCGUACCCAUGGGGUUGAUCACCAGUCGCAUCGAGGCGGUGGUUUGGCCGCCCGAGCGAUGGGGUCGACCCGCACCGAGACCAGAGCCUCGGGGCGAGGCGAAUGGGAAGUACCCACAAUCGAGCAACGAUCGCAUGACGCAGGUCAACCCGAGUCUGGCCAGAGUGUUGGACGAGAUGACGCUGAUGGACAAGCAGGGGAGGGGGAGGAAGGCACAUCCGCAGGACUCGGUCAUCAGCCCGUACGUCGAUUGGGACGAUCCUCACGCCCAAGACGAAGGAACGGAUCCCAAAGAGGAGGGGGAGGACGGGAGGAGGAGAAAGCACGCAUGGAAUCAGUCGAGCAGAGGAGGACGGUUGGGGGACGAUGCUGAUUGA